AUGGAAAAACUCCCCGAACGGACCAGCGAGAACAGCAGGAAACCUUCACCAGCGCCCGUUAUCAAGCAGGACCAAAAUCUAAUCGCCAUCGUCAACAGCCUGCUGGACAGCCUGACCGACAAGGAGGAGCUGCUGCGCAGUACGACCGAGGCCUCCCUCAUCCGCAUCGCCAAACGACGUCACGAUGAAAUCGUAGAAGUGUUCUGUGAGUACCGGAAGAAGAACCCUAAGCUGAGCGAUACUCACACGCUGAUCAUACUUAGAGUGAUAUCCUACAUUGCGACGAAUCUGAUCGACGUAAUCGAUCCGACAACGGCUUCCAAAUGCAUCCAUUACAGCACGGCCGAAAUUACGCGCAUGAGCGAACAAAACGCGGUAGUGCAGAACCCUUGCCGGGAGAUUCUCGUUGCCGUUGGGCGACGUUACUGCAAACAGAUCAUGGAGAUCUUCAUCGCGCACCUGGAGCAGAACCAGCUCGGGAACUUCAUGAUCGUACAAUCUGUGGGUGCGCUUGCGACCGCCAACACGAUGGAUACGGUACCGUUCAUCAAGCCGAUCCUUGCGCUCAUCCUCCCGACGCUUGGUUCGAUUAAGCAGGACUUCUUGCGGCAGGCGUAUGCGUACGCGAUCGGGCGGUUCUGUGAGGCGUUUUCGGAGUACCAGGAGUAUCAGCGCCAGAACCCGAACGAAGAGAUACCGAUGAAAACGGGCAUUCGGUAUGAGAUUCACGACGAAAUGUCGAUUGUCUACGAUCACUUCCACGCGCACUGGUUGUCCUCACGCGAGCCCAAGCUUACUGGGGAGGUUUUGAAUGCAUUCGCAUUCAUGUACCCACUGUUACCCGUGGAAAGGAUCAGCGAACACCUCGGGAAAACGGUCACAAGCGUGCUGUCGUUGUACCGGAAGAGCCUCGACCGAAGCGCCGUCACGCAGUACCUGGCCGCUAUCAUCAAAACCGUACUUGAGCUCGAUUCGAAGCUGCUUGCUCCGAUGUCCGACAAUCUGGUCGCGUGCCUAUUCGAGCUGGUGUGCGUCAGCCCGGACUACGACAAGCCGCAAACGGUGAAAGGACACUUUGAGGUGUUGCGUUGUUUCGACCUGCUCGCGCCAGAGUACGGAGAAAAGAUCAUCGAGAUACUGCUCAUACAUUUGCGCAACAACAACGAGCGUGAGCGCAUUAAAUCGCUCCUCGUGGUGACGCACCUGACCAAUACAUCCGAGCCAGUCGUGCGGGAUCGGCUUCCGGAGAUCACCGGCAUCCUGAAGGGUAUGCUGGCGACAGAGAAACCGAUCCGGGUACGAAUCGUCCUGCUCCGGACGGUGGUUGCGUUUAUGCAGAAGAAUUUCGUACGCGACCGGGAGUUUGUGACGUUUCUGAUACGCAGCAGUUGCCGCCCGAGCAAACCAAACGCGGAUCAUGGUAGUCCAGAGGAGCACCAGGAGUUUCAGCGGGCGUGUAACGAUACAAUGCACAUCCUUUCGUCCACGGUCGGGACGGUUGAUCACCUGUUGAAGGUGGAAUUACUGCAGGCGUACCUGCGGUACGAGUACACCGACAUCUGCGGCACGAUUGGGAAAUGUUUGGCGAAUCUGUUCGCAAAAGAUCCCGAGCUGGCGCUACCGGUGGAGCGACGUAAUCCGUUUGACGAGGCAGAAGCUGCUGUUGAGGAACCGUUACCACCGCCACCACCGGUGUCGGUGUUCGUAAGGACACUCGCGCUGUUGGGGAACUUCAGUGAGCUGGGACGCGUGCAGAAUUUGCUCGCAUUUCUCCGGAGCUACGCUGGAAGUCUCUAUCGGCAUCUAGUGCCACUGUGGAACGAUCGGAUUGGCACGUUGCAAGCUGACCUGUCCGCUGGCACCGUGGAUGAACGGCGAUAUUUCGAGCUGCUGUUUGCGUUCAUUCAGGACACGAUUCGGGACGUGGAUGAGUACCAGUUUGUGGAGGGAGUUAUCGCGGAGAUGUUCCACCAGCUACCACUCUACCAACAACCGGGAAGUGGUGGUACGGGUGGAGCUGUAGGUGGAGGUAGUACAGGAAGUGGUGGUGCCGGAUCCCAAUCGAUCGAGUUCCGUGUUCCACCACUCGAUCAGGAGAAGCGUAUGCUCGUGAAGGUGUUCGGUGUAUGCCUUUGCCAUUCGCUCGAUGAACACCUGAUCGCGAACAAGCUGGAUCUGAUCAUUGCACUCGCGAAAGCGGAAAAAGGUGAACGGAAUGCACCCAACGAGGAGUACGAGCGUUUGAUGCAGGACUACGCGGAUGCACUAGGAUACGCGUCCGUUGCCCACCUCGAUAAGGUGAUGUCGAAGCUAACCGCACUCGUGAUCGACGAGAGUGCGGUGAAAAAGUCGAGCAGCUUCUUCUCUAACCUCAACUUUAUAAAGGAUACGGCGCGCGAGCUGGAGGCGUACAAGAUGAAGGUCCUGGCGUUGCAAGCCCUGCACAGGAUCGUCGGCAGAGCACCGAAGGAGAAGGUUUCGCAGCACUUUACCGAUCCGGUUGUGCGUUAUUUGAUCGCCCAGUUCGACAGCAAGGAGCUGUUUGUGCGCCAGCUCGUCCUGAGCACGCUGCUCGCCCUCACCGGUGUCCUUGCGCCACCGGAUGGGGACAGUUUAAGCCGCGGGGAUGAGCGCAUGACGGGCGAACGGAACCGUGCGGAGUUGCACCGGAUGUGCAUGACGAUUACGGUUGAUACUGCGAAUGAUUAUCUGCCGCUGUUGCCGUCAAUCAUCCAGCUUGCGACAGUGCUGGUGCAGCUGAGCGCGGAAGAGCAAAACCUCGACGUUAACGGGCUGCUGAAUGCGAUCUGUUUUUACUUUUUCACGACGGCGCAAAACCUCAAAUCGCGGUUGGACACGACGGAGGAUGACGCGCGCACGAGCUAUCUGGCGCGGUUCCUUAAUCUUGCCCUCCCGGAGGUGAACUGCUUCAUCCGGACGGUGUUGGUGCAGCAAAACGCGUCGCCCGCAUGCCUCGACGACGUCCACUCGAUCCUUGAGAAGUGGCUUAAGGAUCGAAACGGUGAGGUGCGGAUUUGUGCCUGCCACGUUUACAACAGCACGCUCGAGGUGUACAUGCGCUCGAUGAAGAUCGGUUGCGAGGCACCGUCGAAGUUCAACCAAACUGGCAGCAUGCUCGGGAAGAUCAUACCACGUUGCAUUGAUUCAAACGCAACCGUCCGCCAGACAGCGGUGGACGUGCUGAAGAAGAUCCUUGAGAUUGCGUGCGUGUACGAGACGCUUACGGUGGCGGAUGGUAGCGUCGAAUGGGUCGGUGAGCUUGACCGGAUCCGGUGUGAGAUCGUGACGGAUGACGCGAAGGACAUCUACCGGAUUGCGGCGGAGUUGGCGCGCAUUAUCGCGCAGCGUUUGUCCAACUACCAGUACGUGCAGUUCAGCAAGUGCCUGCUGUACAGCGUGAAUGAUCCAGAAUCGAGCUCUGUUAUCGGUGCCUCUUACGUGCUGAAGUUUUUCAUGCACGUGAAGGGUUCCGAGAUGUUCCACGCCAUACCGGAGCUUGUGAAGGAGUGUCUUUACGCUGUUAAAGUAUGCGAAGUACCGCGGGCCAAAACGACGAUACUUAAAUCCAUCCUGGCACUGACGAAACACCACCCGAAGCUGGUGUGUAACGAGAUCCUUACGCAGUGUUUGCCACUCGAAGAGCACGUCAUCGAGUACUGGAAGACGCUUACGAUGGAUCCGGAUUUGAGCGGUAUCAUAUUGGACAACUUCAUUGGCACCGUCACCUCCACUUGCUUGUUCGAACAGCCUCAGCAGCAGGAACAGAAUGAUGAUGCGACACGCACCGCCACAAUGCAACCGUUUGCGAUCGUGUGUGUGCUGCGGGAGAUGUUCCGGUGUAGCGAGCUAAGGAACGAGAUGCAGACGCGCUUUGCGGAGAUUUUCUGUAUGCUUCUGUCGACACUCGCUUCCUAUAUUACGCUGUUGCCACCGUAUAGCGUGUUGGCACAACCUGGUGGCCUCACGAAUAACGUCACUAUCCUGAAAGGCAGUAAGCGAAACGUGAAGGGUUCCACGAGCGGCUCCGGAACCGGCAAGGAUGCGCCUAAGUUGAGCCCCUGCCAGACAGUGCUGGAUGCGUUCCAGACAUUCCUCGAGACGCUCGACAUGCAGCAGAUUUCGCUCGUGCUUGGUGUAUGUCCUGAUUUGGCCGCUAGCACCGAUCUGAAUAGCUUCAUCGAGAUUUUAACACCACUCGGAGUGGCGACGGCCAGUGAGGUUGGGAUUAAUUCUGCUCUGAUGCGCCAAAUUGUCACGACGAUGAGCCGGUACGUGAACAGUCCGUACGACACGCAGCGGAUCGCCUCGACCGGGUUCUACGCGCAUCUCGUUCCGUUACAACCGUGCGGUGAAACCGCAUCCGUCAUCAUGCUCAGCCUCGAGCUGUCCUUGAACGAUCCGAAUCCGCUCGUACGGGGGCUUAGCAUUCGCGGUUUAGCGUACGUUUGCAGCCUAACCCGGCACGAUAUCGAUAAGUACGCGACGAUGUGCCUCACGUCGCUGUUGAAGGGUAUUGAGGAUUACAACAAGCACUGUUUCAUCAACAUCCCGCUCGACAGCAUGCGCGGGUUGUCGCGUGUGUUGCAGGCGAUCCAGCCAGCCAAAUUCGAACCGUUUCAGGUGUCGUCCGCCAUCCGGAUUCGGCCGUUUUUCGAGAAAAGCUCCACGGAGCUGCGCGAAUCCGCCAUCCUGCUCUUUGGUGAUCUGUGUGGGCUUAAGCUGAAGCAGUUGGCCAUUGAAGGGGACGAGCGGUUAGAGCUUGGGGUGUCGGAAUCGUUGAUGGAGCAGCUGAGGGCCAACCUUUGCUCGCUGUUGCUGCAUUUGUGCGAGCAAAAUAGCAUGAUUGCACGGGCGUGUAAAAUCGCUCUCAAGAACGUGUGCGCCCUGCUCGGUACGGUCAAAAUGAACGCCCUCGCUCAGAACCAUCUGCUCGAGCAUGGCCAACUGCAAUGUGCCGUCUUCCUGAAGGACUUUGUGAAGCUUAUCGGUGAGGAGUUGCAAGAAUGGAUCAACGACUUUAUCGAUGCCUGCUUGCCCCUACUUAGAAGCCAGUGGCCAGAAAUACGAGGGAAUGCUGCAAUACUUAUAGGAUUACUACACUGUCAGAACACGAACGUUAAAUGCCAGCACAUGGAGCAGAUUGGGCACAAAAUGUCGCUGCUGCUAAAGGACGAAUGCACGUCGGUCAAGGUUAGCGCGUCGGAGGCCCUCGGUUACAUUUACGGCGAGAUGUGAACUUCCGGUAGGAUGCAACGAUGAAGGCGUUGUUUUGCAGCUUCGCUUGCUCGUUACUUACAACUUAUUCCAUCGCGCUCUACUCUGCGUGAACUUAUCUCAUUAGGUUUGUUGUUUUGUUAUGUUUAUUAUUGCUA
Molecule: messenger RNA, 5393 nt
Organism: Anopheles nili
Lineage: Eukaryota; Metazoa; Arthropoda; Insecta; Diptera; Culicidae
Gene: c11.1
Product: maestro heat-like repeat-containing protein family member 1
Exons: 7
Coding region: 1-5256 (1751 amino acids)
Cellular component (GO): cytoplasm
Source: RefSeq, a predicted model, not a curated record